Gryllus bimaculatus (two-spotted cricket) is the source of this 1763-nucleotide messenger RNA. The record is from the annotation of a GenBank genome assembly. Lineage: Eukaryota; Metazoa; Arthropoda; Insecta; Orthoptera; Gryllidae.
AUUGCUGGAGCUGCGCCCGUGCGACAUAACGAUUGUGUUUUGUUGUGCUCCAGAUUUUAACGCCCGUUCGAUUUUGACUAUUGAAGAAACAAGUCAAAACAAGUGCACCGUAUCCCUCAAGCAAUUUAAAAAGUAUAGCCAAGUUCAUGUUUUUCUGGUAUCAUAAUUAUGAUAUAACACUGCAAUGCGCUAAAAGACACGAUGGAAGGAAUACAUCACCUUUUGUUGGAAGGUGCAGUGAAAGUUGAACUGGAGCUGCAAGACGACCAUCUGGGUGAAUAUAUGAAUUCAGCUGGUUUGCAAGGAAAUUUACCAUUUCCGGGGAACUGUGAACCACACUUUUUGGCACCUUCUGUCAUUAAACAGGAGGCGCGAGAAGCUGCAGAAGCAGCGAGGAAGGAAAGAUUUGCAAAGAUCCUAAGUUCAGAUCCUAGUGAGGAGAAAACAUUUUUGCUGGUUGGAAAUACUUUUGCAGGCUCAUGUCGUGUUAUAUUAUUGCCAAUAUUGUCUACAAACAUUUGUGAGAAAGUAUAUGCUGUUGUAGCCUUGGUACAUAUUAAUGCAAUGGCUGUGGGAACAUCAGACAAAUCGGAUAGACAAGUGGGCGCGUCAACUGGUGAGGAAUUCCUCUCACCGAGUGAACAAGCGAUGCGUCGGUGGAGUGCUAGUGGUAUCACGACUAGCAACCAGACGUCAGCCACGCAAGACACUGAUGACAUCUCGGUUGUGUCUGAUGAAGGUCCGGAAGAGGUUGAAGGAACAAAGCUAUCUCACCCAGGUCCCUUGCACUUCUGUGACCAAUGUGGGCGUUCAUUCAUGCGAGCAGCCAAUUUGGCAUCUCAUGCACGCGUGCACACUUGGAAGAACCGUUCGCAACAGCACUCGAAGUCGGUGAACCAGCAGCCCCCUCCACCAGCGCCCAAGCAGCAGCAGCAGCAGCAACAACAACAACAGCAGCAGCAGCAGCAGCAGCAGCAGCAGCAGCAACAGCAGCAACAACAGCAGCAGCAGCAGCAGCAACAGCAGCCGCAACAGCAGCAGCAACCGGUGCAAGUGGUGCCAACCAAGGAGAAACCCCAUGGCUGCCCGACGUGCGGCAAGACGUUUGCGGUCUCUUGGAACCUGAAGUCCCACAUGCAGAUCCACACGGGUGAGCGACCCUACAGCUGCGAGCAGUGCGGCGCUGCCUUCGUGCGCUCCUCCCACCUCGUCGUCCACAGGCGCAUCCACACAGGUCGGUACUUUGCUCGGCGCACUCACUCGAGGUGCACAGUACGUACAGGGUGUCCGCUAUAUACGGUACGCGAAUCUUCUGAAAUUGCGUUAUUUGAUGUUAGGGAAGAAAACAAAGUUCGUUAGUUUUGAAGCAAACCUCUUGAGAGUUCACACUUUGGUGCCCACUCUUUAAUGAGUAAUUGUGUUCUUUGUAGUUUGAUGUCUAAGCAGUAUUUUAUGAACAAUUUUUUAUAAAUUUAGCCAAAGUUGGUGGUUAGCUUUUUGCUCUUUCCAAGCUCGUUUGUGUUCCUGAAAAUUUGGCAUAAUAUUUCUACCAAGCUAUUUCUAUAAAGAAGAAUUAAUAUUGAAUUAAAUGUUGAUUUUAUGAUCGUUAUUCACACCUGUUCAAUCGUUAGAAUUAAGGGUUGCCCCUGAUUAUGCUCUGAGGGACAAUUUGGAAUUUAUGUGAUGGAUUGCUACAUGAUGUAUUCAUUUCAGUUCUUGGAAUGUUUUGAAACAGGCUGAAAAAGAUAUCCUUAUGACCAAAA